AUGGCAAAGCGAAAACGAGGCGCUCAGGAAGUCCCUUCCUCGACUGCACCGGCAACACCAGCUGCCAGUGUCUUGCUACCACAGAAAAAAUACUAUCGACAACGGGCCCAUGCCAAUCCGUUUUCAGACCACUCGCUCGACUAUCCCUCAGCGCCUGAUCAAAUCGACUGGGGCCAGCACUACCCUGCUUAUGCUGGCACAGGAAAGACACCCGACUUUGCUGAUGUCGGAUGUGGUUUUGGUGGCUUGUUGAUCGCUCUCGCUCCCCAGUUUCCCGACACUUUGAUGCUCGGCCUGGAGAUCCGAGUUCAAGUGUCGCAGUAUGUCCAAGACCGCAUCAACGCACUUCGAGUCGCAGCUGUAGCCGAAUCGACGACCGACACUCCGCCCCACCACUACCAAAAUGUCUCCAUCGUCCGCGCGAACGCUAUGAAGUUUUUACCCAAUUACUUUGGCAAGCAUUCGCUUGAGGCGUUGUUUUUCUUGUUCCCGGACCCGCAUUUCAAGUCGAGGAAGCACAAGGCGAGGAUUAUUUCCCCGACGCUGUUGGCCGAGUAUGCGUAUGUGUUGAAGCCUGGUGGGAUUGUGUAUACCAUUACGGAUGUGAGGGACUUGCAUGAGUGGAUGAAGAAGCAUUUGGAAGAAUUUCCGCUGUUUGAGCCGGUUGAUGAGGAGACGUUGAGGAAAGAGGGCAAGGGUGGUAUUUUGGAUGCUGUGUAUCAUAAAGGGUUGAGGUGCGUAGAUAGCUAA
Molecule: messenger RNA, 750 nt
Organism: Coprinopsis cinerea okayama7#130
Lineage: Eukaryota; Fungi; Basidiomycota; Agaricomycetes; Agaricales; Psathyrellaceae
Exons: 4
Coding region: 1-750 (249 amino acids)
Biological process (GO): RNA (guanine-N7)-methylation; tRNA methylation
Cellular component (GO): tRNA methyltransferase complex
Molecular function (GO): tRNA (guanine(46)-N7)-methyltransferase activity
Source: RefSeq, a predicted model, not a curated record